Messenger RNA from Bufo bufo (common toad), 2172 nucleotides. RefSeq names its product neuronal PAS domain protein 4 (gene NPAS4). The record is from RefSeq and is a predicted model, not a curated record. Gene Ontology annotation, molecular function: DNA-binding transcription factor activity, RNA polymerase II-specific; RNA polymerase II transcription regulatory region sequence-specific DNA binding; protein dimerization activity. Gene Ontology annotation, biological process: regulation of transcription by RNA polymerase II. The transcript has 8 exons. NCBI's taxonomy places the organism in Eukaryota, Metazoa, Chordata, Amphibia, Anura, Bufonidae. The coding region runs from base 1 to 2172 and encodes 723 amino acids.
AUGUAUAGGUCUACGAAAGGUGCAUCAAAAGCCAGAAGGGAUCAAAUUAAUGCAGAGAUUCGAAACUUGAAAGAUCUUCUUCCUAUCUCUGAAGGAGACAAAGUACGGCUAUCUUACCUCCACAUCAUGUCACUUGCUUGUAUCUACACAAGGAAAUCAGUUUUCUUUUCUAGAGGUCAAUACAUGAAUGAUUUGGAAGGUCUACUUUCUAGUCAAGACUUACAAGAUUUCAUACAUAACCUUCCUGGCUUCCUACUAACCUACACAAGUGAAGGGAAACUGAUAUAUUUGUCUGAUAAUGUUACUGAUCAUCUUGGACAUUCAAUGGUUGAUUUGGUUGCUCAAGGAGACAGUAUUUAUGACAUAAUUGACCCCUCGGAUCACUUUGUCAUGAGGAAUCAGUUGUCUCUCCCAUCAUCACAAGAUAGUGAGAGAAUGUUCAGGUGCAAGUUCAAUACCUCAAAGACAGCCCGAAGACAGAGUGCAGGAAACAAGUUGGUUCUUAUAAGAGGGAGGUUUCAGCAGGCUCCACUUGGCACCUAUUGGUCAUCUAAUCCUGUCUUCACCGCUUUGUGUAUUCCUCUUGACCCAAAACCCAGAGUAACUGAAAACCAUUUUCUGAUGGACUUCUUUGAGAGUCGCCACGCUAAGGAUCUUUCUGUUAUGGAAGUUUCAGAAAGCGCCUUCCUGCACUUGGGUUUAGAGAAAAAUGAUUUGGUCUGCAAGUCAUGGUACAAUCUCAUUCACCCUGAGGACCUGACACAAUUGUCUAUCCAGCAUUAUAAACUAUUAAGUGAAUCUGGUGAAUGCAGAGCAGAAGUGGUUUUACGUCUGCUGACAAGAGACCAGAAGUGGAUAUGGGUGUAUUCCCUGAUGUUACUGGAAAACCCUGAUGCCCCAAUUACAUCUUACAACUAUAUAAUAAGUGACUCAGAAGCAUGGUGCCUGAGACAACAACUGACUUCAGAGGAGUCCCCAAUUUCUUUCCCAGUUGGAGGUCCUUCGCUCCAAGAGAAUCUUCUCUCCCCAGCCAAAGUGUCCAGCCCGGAUCAAGUGUUUACACCCCUUACAAACACACCUACAAGCGUCAGCCAGUCUUUUGAGUUUUCAGAGCCUGUGCCCGUCAGUCCGGAAGAUCCAAUCUUGUGUCAGAAUACCACUACAGUUAUGGAAGAAUCUGUUGCAACAGAGGGACAAUUAGAAAAUCAGUCUCUAUUUUCACUUUACCAACCAACUUCGUAUGAUCAGAGUUUCAGAAGAGAUAAUGCUGGUACUGUACCACCCAAAGAUUUUACUUGCACUCCUCCAUACACUCCACACCAAAACUGUACUUUCUUCUUUGGGGCUUCAGAGAGUGUCCCACAGACAUCUUCUGAAAAGGACAGUACUACCCUAACUCCAGAACUGUAUUACUCCUACUGCAGUUCCCUCUAUGAGAAGCUGCCACCAACCCCUGAUAGUCCUGGGGAUGGAGGAGACUGCACAAUAAUGACAGUGCCAGAAAUACCCAGUCCUCUCUUUGUUGACCUACCAAUGCUUCCUGAGGGGUUAGUCACCCCAGAGACAUCACCCAUCAACCAAGUAAUCUUCAGGUAUUCAGAACAAGAGAAUAAUGAAAUUGACUUCUUAGUAAAACAGAUUGGCUCUUUAGCCAAUGUCUUUAACAAUGUGGCUACUAAAGAUAUUCCAUGCUCUGAGAGUGUGGUAUUGAGUGGCCAUGGACUGGCAUGCCGAAGUGUUUCCCUCCCUGCCAGUCUUCCAGAUGCAGAUAUUAAUCUGAACUUUCCUCGAUCCUGGAAGAGCAUUGACUUUUCUGUUUUCUUGACAUGUCAAGAACAGUUUGGCCCCACAGGUAGCCAUCCGGUUUGCAGUCUUUUCAAGGACUUCUCCGAUUCUCCACCUUUUGCCACCAUGAGGCCUCCUUGCAGUCCUGUGGAGGAGGAUGAACUAGGAGGGGACAUCUCCACAUCUCCAUCCCUGACUUCGAACGUGACGACUGAUCUGUCGCCAGAAGAAUGUAACUUCUUAGAGGAACUGAUGUCCUACAAAACAGACCUUGAGGCAGGUGCCUCAGAGAUUCAAUGUGACCACUUUAAUGAUGAGUUGUAUCAACUCCAGAUUGAGCUGCAAGACGGCUUCCAGCAAGAUGGAAGUGGAAAACCUUCGUUUUGA